This is a messenger RNA of Lycium ferocissimum, 2612 nucleotides long. RefSeq names its product F-box protein At5g39450-like. The transcript has a single exon. Bases 552 to 2234 code for a protein of 560 amino acids. The record is from RefSeq and is a predicted model, not a curated record. Gene Ontology annotation, molecular function: protein binding. NCBI's taxonomy places the organism in Eukaryota, Viridiplantae, Streptophyta, Magnoliopsida, Solanales, Solanaceae.
CCAAAGAUACUUUCAUUUGUCUCUUUCAAGAAACCUCACAUUUCUUCUCUUCUUCAUCAUCAUUUAUGUUCUUUUCGAAAAAGAACAUAAAAAAAGGCCAGUUAUUCUUUCAGUUUUGGUUGGUGAUGACUUACUGAUAAAUGGAUGACUUGUAAAAAAUCUCAAAACCAGUUCAAGAUUCACAUCAAUCUAAAUAGUUCUAUGACUAGUAAAGUCAAUUGAGUCUUUGCCAAUUUUGCAUCUGAUUAAAAUCCUCUACAAAGUAAGCUUUUUUUCUGUUUCAGUUUUGAGUUUCACUGGGUUGUUAGAUCUUGCUUUGCUUUAUAGCCCUUUUCUUGUGUUUUUAGCCAAUUUCUAUAUAUCUUUAAAUUGAUUAAGUUGUUGCUGCAAAAUCUUGAAUCCCAAUUUAAGAAAGUUGGGUUCUUUGUGAAUGAUUACCCCUCUUGAGUAAUUGACUUUUGAUGGGCUGUUGUUGGUCGUUGGGAAAGAUCAUUCUGUAGUUUGUUUAUUGUGUUCUUUUUAUAAAUUUGGAAUCUUGAAUCCCAAUUGAGAUGGACGAAAGUGGUACUAUGUUGACCGACUUUUGUGGAUCUAGCUUGCUUUUAACACUGCCUGGUGAUGUGUUUGCUUUAGUAAGUAAAUCACUUUCACCAAGGGAUCUAUGUAAUCUUGGUUUAUGCUGUAGAAAUUUGCAUGAUUCAGCUGCAUGUGACAAGGUUUGGCUUUCACAAUGCGAUAUGCUCAGGGUUGUUCCUUGUAAGGACCUUAUUGAAUGGCGAAAAGGAGUUUGUUCCUACAAGGCGCUUUGUCGCUUCCUUGUAGGGAUAAAGCCUUUGCUUGGUAUUUGGGUUCACCAAAAUCCUGAACUCGGCAACGUUGUUUAUGUUAUGCCUGGUUUUAUCUCCGCGGUUGCUUGUCGGAUCAUUCCACAAGAACUCGGCCCAUUAGGCAUCGAAGACGGGCCGAUUUUGUGGUCCCCUGUGUUUGAAGUUGUUUCUGAUUUCGAGGGCUCUGCGAAAUUUUUCCUUCAUGGUAGGGAGAGUGGAAAUGACUAUGUUUAUCCCGGUUUGCUCAAGAAAGUCGACCGGACUUGCAAUGUGCUUCUGUUAGAGGUUGAGCCUCAACAACACACAAGUGGUGCCCACAGCAUUGUGCCCUUUGGUCGGCUUGCAUUUGUUGAUAGGAGAAAGUUGCUCGACACAGUUACUAACCAAGUUCGUCAAAUGCUGCCAGAUGCUAAAGAUGACAUAUUAUUUCCUCGUACGAGAGGAGAGGAGGCUGAUUUACGAGAGGAUAUGGAACUCUUGUAUGAAAGGAGAUUGCUACUUAUGAAACUGUACGAUGAUGAUGGUGGUUUUACUGUCUGGAAGGGGGCUGGUUCCGAGUUUCCUUUGAGUGAGUUCACACAGAAUCUUGAUCUGAUAAGUGCUGAUAAUGAGAGUCGGAGUCGGAAGACACUUGCUGAAUAUGUUAGAUACAGUCUUAAAUACAUACUCAAGAAGUCAAACUCUAAGCGUGAUCUUCUUGGAAAGAAUUCGUCUGGCCACGGAAGUAAGCAUGCACAGCUUAAUGAGUUCCUUCAACCAGGUGAUUCGAUAGGGCUGACAUUACAUGCUUCGACUAUGAAGUUAUCUUCUUAUCGUGCUUGGCCAAAUAUGCACGACAGUAAAUUUGCCCUGUACAAGUUGCCUAUGCGGGCCCCAGAAGUGGACGAAGAAUAUGCUGGUGUAUGGGGAGGGACUUUUGGUUGGCCCCCGGGGAAGCUUUCUGAUGAUAAGCCUGGAAAGGCGUUGUUCCUUCUUUUGCUCUCUUAUGAGGAGUCCCAAGGGCAGAAGCUACUUAUCGCGACCAAGAUAUUAGAAGGUACACAUUAUGUUUUGCAUCCUAAUGGCUCAGCUAUGUUUAUAGUGAAUAUUGAAGAGCCUUCAAAUGAUCCGUUCCCUUGGUGCACUGAUGAACACGACUCUAAGCAUGCUUUUACGGGUGAAGGUAUUGCUAACGGGUAUGGUUUCAGGUAUCCUGGUUCGAAACCUGGUUCGCUUUUUGUAAUCGACGAUAAAAUGCUUGCUUUUAUAUGGAAGGAGUCCGGGGCUGUGUUGACCUUGCAGAGGCUUGAUUUGCAAGAGGUUUUGAGCAAGGGGGAAAGAAUUCAUGCUCUACUUCCGGUGUCCAAUUUCGCAUACCUUACUAGGUCCUAUUCAAAUGUGUUUGCCAAUGGUCUAACAAAGGCAUAACAAAUCUUUUGCUAGAAAUGGCGGAACAACACAAAAUAGGUGAAAAACCCGGCGCUUGGUUGUACUUUUAAGUUCGUCUCAAUUCACACUUGCAGGGUGAUUUGAGGUGCGUGCUUCGCAAGUUUCUUUUAGUUUCUUCACAAACAAAACAAAGGCAUGAUAGUAUUGUACUCAACUGCUCGUGCCGUAUGGUUAGAUUCUUCUAUGUUCUAUUCUGUAGUAUUAUAAUGAGGUACCAUUUUCAUAUUUCUUGAACAAUCUUUGUGCUGUUGGUAAUUAUGAAAAAUCACAGUUCCCUUGAAGCAGGAAUGAGGCUGCAGCUUCUCUUGAUAUUAUUUGUUGUAAACUUAUCUUCUAUGAAAAAUUUGAUUGAGUUAA